This is a messenger RNA of Prorocentrum cordatum, 1656 nucleotides long. The record is from the annotation of a GenBank genome assembly. Lineage: Eukaryota; Dinophyceae; Prorocentrales; Prorocentraceae.
CACCAUCACCGCCAUUCUGGCUCGGGCAUCUAGCCGUCCCCGUGGCUUCCCUCCCUGCUUUCCCCCCCCUCCCCGCGUGCGCCAUGGUCGUCGCUUCGCGUCUGGCAUGGACUCGGCCGCAGGUCCUGCAGGGCGCCAGCGUUCACUCCUCUGCGGACUACGCGGCCAUGCAGGGGCGCUUCAAGGUGAAGCUGACCAUCGACACAAGCAUGCAGGUGUCGCCGUUCGCUUAGCUUGCAACCCUUGGUCUGGUCGAUCUUCUUCGUCAACUGGUUGGCACUCACCUGACAGUGGAUCGCACGACGCCCCUCUGUGGUUAUCUUCGCGGCCUGUGCCUGGUCCUCCUGCUGAGGAUGACGAUGACGAUAACGGAGCUGGAGGGGCUGACCCUGGUGGCGGAGGUGGGGACAGCCAUGGGUGACGUGAUGAGCCUGACAAGCCUGACCCGUGGCAUGGACUAGGCGGUAGCGACCCUAAGGGUGAAGGCGGCGCUGACGUAUGGCUGUUCUUGGGCGGAUCUGAACGGCCUCGUCGAUGCGAAGAUGGUGGCGGCCCAGCCCCUCGCUUGCCUGGCGUUCCUCGUCUUCCCGAGUUUGCUUGGAACCGAGAUGCACCCGGGUUCAAGCUGCCGCCCAGUGGUGACGUGGAUGUCCUUCUCCAGGAGCUUGUCCCUGGAGUGCUGCGUGGUGUUGCGGGUUCUCUUCUGUGCCCCGGAGUGUUACUUGGUGGUUUUAAUAUACCCGGCACCGUAUCUCCUCGUGAUGUGAAUGCUGGUGGAGAUUAACUUGGAGGUGCAGACCUUCCUGGUGAAGAACUCCUUGGAGUGCUACCUGGUGGUGCGGAUAUUCGGGGUUUGUCGGUUCCUGGGGGCGGGGGGGCUCACGGAGUGCUGCCUGGAGAAGUGGUUCCUUCGGGCGCAGUGCACCAUGGAGUGCUAUUUGGUGGUGCGGAUCUUCCUGGUGCAGCUCGCCCUGGCGGGGGGAGUGGCUCCAGCGGUCUACCUGGCGGUGCGGAUCUUCAUGGUGAGCCUCGCCCUGGGGCAGCGUUCGUUGGCGUACUACCUGGCGGUGCGGAUCUUCAGCGUGAACUGUUUCCUGACGGAGAGGCCGUUUGUAGGGUGCUACCUGGAGGUGCGGAUCUUCCUGGAGGAGGGUUCCCAGGAGGGCUACAUGGCGGUGCGGAUAUUAUUGGUGAAGUUCUUCCUGGACGAGUGGAGGUUUGUGGAGUGCUGCGUGGCUGUGCGGAUCUUCAUAGGUGAAGUGCCAGCUGGUGCUCCCAACGCCUGAGGUGGUCUUUCGGAUGGUCUUCCUUUCGGCCGUGAGCAUGUGCGUGCUGGUGCUGGAGGGCCUGCCGUCGCAAGGUGCAUCCCUGGGCUGGCGGAGCCACUCGCGCUGCUUGGGUCCCAUCACCGUGACGUCGGUAACUAAGGCGCAAGUGACAUUGUCGCGCCUGUUGGGGCGACGGCGAAGAAGCGGAGAAAGGAAAAGAAAUCCACGCCUUCGGCUAAUCAUGAGCUUUCUGCUGCUGAUGGUGAUGGGGUUUUAUACGAAGUCGGUUCCCCUACGUCUUUCGAUAGUAAUAUUGCAGCUGCGGACCUGAGAAUUUCAUAGGCAGACGCGGCAUAACCCACUACACGUUACAAAAAUAUUGCUCCUC